Molecule: messenger RNA, 636 nt
Organism: Plasmopara halstedii
Lineage: Eukaryota; Oomycota; Peronosporomycetes; Peronosporales; Peronosporaceae
Exons: 4
Coding region: 1-636 (211 amino acids)
Cellular component (GO): mitochondrion
Source: RefSeq, a predicted model, not a curated record
AUGAGUGUGUUACGUAGAGAUGCAGUGCGGAAGGCAAUGAAUGCGUCGUGCUGGAACAUUAAAUCAAUACCAACACCAUGGAUGGAACCUCAUAAUUCCAUUGCGCGUACAAUUGGUUGUCGUUACUUUGCUUCAGCUCAUGAUGAGAUGCCGCUACACUUUGAUACACAUCAUGUAGUCCAGAGCUUGCAGGAAAAAGGCUUUUCCAUACAACAAUCUGAGGCUAUAUUAGACGUAAUGAAAGACGCUAUGGCUGAUUCUUUAGUGGCUCAAGCACGUAUUCUCGCUACAAAAUCCGAGCAUGUAGAAUUGAAAGCUGAGUUGUCUGAACGUGUAUUUAACUCCACUCUUAAGUUUGAUAUUGCACAACGCCAUUCGCGAGAGCUACUAGAACGUGACUUUAAUACAUUAAAGCAAGAUAUUCGUAUGCUUGAAAAGAUCGAUUUUGACAAAAUACGCAUGGAGAUUGCAGAGCUUGAGAAAAAGUUUUUACUACAAAAGCAAGCGGAAGACGAGACAUUAAACGAGCUUCGAUUGUCAAUGGAGAAAGUAGAGAAGCGUAUGCUACAAUAUGCUGUAGGUUUUGCUGGUACCAUCAUGGCCGUGGGUGCUGCACUGCUGCGUCUAGUUCUUUAA